This is a messenger RNA of Jatropha curcas, 2550 nucleotides long. RefSeq names its product microtubule-associated protein 65-4 (gene MAP65-4). Lineage: Eukaryota; Viridiplantae; Streptophyta; Magnoliopsida; Malpighiales; Euphorbiaceae. Gene Ontology annotation, molecular function: microtubule binding. The record is from RefSeq and is a predicted model, not a curated record. Gene Ontology annotation, cellular component: spindle; cytoplasm. Gene Ontology annotation, biological process: microtubule cytoskeleton organization.
GUUUGAUAGAUUGCUCCUUUUUCCAAUGUAACGGUCCGUCCCGCUCCAUCUAUUUCCCUCCCACAAUUCAUCAAAUUCAAGCGUUACUUUUUUCUCUGAGGAACCUUUUUCAUUUUACGGCUUUUUCCAUCAAAUCCCAAACGCAAUGGCCUAUCUAUAAACAGUAUUUCGAAUCUCUCACUCUAUCAUCCAAAAACCUUAUCAAAAACCUGAGAAUUACUUCUUGUAAAUUCACAAUGUCUAGGAACUGCAACGAUAGGAGCGCUAACAUAGAAACAACUUGCGGAUUGUUGCUAUUGGAAUUGCAGAAAAUAUGGGACGAAGUGGGAGAGAAUGACGCUCAAAGGGAUAAAAUGUUGUUUGAGAUCGAAGAAGAAUGCCUAGAGGUUUAUAGACGAAAAGUUUUUGAGGCAAACAAGAGUAGAUCUGAAUUGCAAGGGGAAAUUGCUUUGGCUGAAGCGGAAAUUGAGAAUAUCUGCUCUGAAUUGAGUGAGAAGCCAGUAAGAUAUGAGCAUAAGGCUAAUAAAAAUUUGAACGAAAAGAUUCAAAUUAUUAAUCCUCUGCUAGAGGAAAUGCGGAAGAGAAAGGCAGAGAGGAAAAAACAAUUUGCUGAAGUUCUAGAUGCACUAAAGAACAUUUCGAAAGAUAUUUUCGGUUCUGCAAAAGAUAAUUUAUACGAGAUGAGUAUGGAUGGGGCUGACCUGUCUCUGAAAAGACUAGAGGAAUUACAGAAUCAGUUACGCGAUCUUCAAAUUGAGAAGAGCAACCGUUUGAGGCAAUUACUUGGUCUUUUAGACACUUUAAACUCCUUGUGUGAGGUGCUUGGUAUGGAUUUCAAAUACAUAUUACACGAGAUCCAUCCAACUCUGGAUGAUAGCAAAGAAUCGAAAGACAUAACAGAUUAUACAAUUGAGGGGUUGACUGCUGCAAUUCAAAGUUUGCGAGAUGUCAAGAUAGAGAGAAUGCGGAGGCUUCAAGGUCUUGGAACUGUCCUCCUAGAGCUAUGGAAUUUGAUGGAUACUCCAAUAGAGGAGCAGCAGGUGUUUCAGGAUGUUACCAGUAGUGUUUUUGCUUUAGAACCUGCAAUUACAGAGCCUAAUAUGCUUUCCAUGGACUUAAUUAACCAUGUCGAGGAUGAAGUCGUAAGGCUCAACCAGCUCAAAUCAAGUAAAGUGAAAGAGCUUGUUUUAAAGAAGAGGUUGGAACUAGAAGAGAUAUGUCGGAAUGCUCACAUGGUAGCACAAGUAUUUAGUGCAACAGAAUAUUCGAAUGAAGCUGGAGUGGACCCUGUGCAUCUGCUUGAAGAGAUGGAACUCGAAAUUGUAAAGGUUAAAGAGGAAGCUUCUAGCAGGAAGGAAAUACUUGACAAAGUGGAGAAAUGGUUGACAGCAUGCGAGGAAGAGUCAUGGCUCGAGGAGUAUAACAGGGAUAACAAUCGUUAUAAUGCGGGAAGAGGUGCACAUCUUACCUUGCAACGUGCCGAAAAAGCUCGUGCAGCUGUUAACAAAAUCCCUGCAUUGAUGGAGGCAUUGACUUCAAAAAUCAAAGCAUGGGAGAAAGGACGAGGGAUUCAAUUCUUAUAUGAUGGUGAACGGCUCCUUUCUAGGCUUGAACAGUACAGCAACCUAAGGAAAGAGAAGGAACGAGAAAGGAUAAGACAAAGAGACCAGAAGAAACUUCAGGACCAGCUGAUAGUAGAGCAGGAAGCACUUUUUGGGGCAAAACCCAGCCCAUCAAAUAGUGGAAGGAAAGUUUCUAGAACUUCAGUAGAAUUUGCAAGUAAUCGGAAACUCUCCCUUGGUGGAGCUAUGCUUCAAAACUUAAAAGCCGAAAAAACAUCAGCUUGCGUGCAUGCAAAUAAGAAGGUUAACUGUUUGAAUCAAAACAACUAUUUGAGUUACCAGCAAAAUGGUGGUUCUGGUAGGAGAAACUCAGAGAUUGCUGGUCAUUUAGUAAAGAAGGACUCUUCUGCAAAGCCACGCCAAACUGACUCACGCUUGAUUAGGAAGCCCCUUUCUCCAAUUCCUUUAACAAUGUCUUCUCAGGCCAACAUAGCAAACUUCCUGGAAGAACAGAAAGGAUUGCAAGAUGGAACAUCUGAGACAGCAGCUCCUUGUAUUAAGACACCAAUACGGACACCUACGAAGCCUGUAUCUGGCGUAGGUGAAGAAAACAGAACUCCCAAAACACUUCCGACUAUAGUGCCAACAACUCCAACAACCACGUCAGCUCCUAUGCUGAUGUCAACACCAUCUACCCCAUACGUUUCGUCGUCUGUUAAAACAGCAAGAAGUGUUGCGGAACGAAUCGAAUACUCGUUUGAAGAGUUAAGAGUUGGAUUGACCUGUCCUGUUUGAAAGUUUCAGCAACUAUAAAAGAAUUUUAAUUAUUUUUGUGAAUUUCUUUUCAGGUCAAUUUAAAUCGACUCUUUUUAUAUAUUAUUAGAUUUGUUGCUUUGCUGGCUGAUGGAAUUUGGCUCUUGUAUUAAAAUACUAAUACAUAGGAUUUUUUCUUUAUGCCUGAAAAUAUGAGUUCUCGUAAAUUCUGGUA